GGUGCUCCGCCACAAUAUUAUUUUCACUUGUCAAUUACAAUUUGCCUAAAUUAUUUGAUCAGUUGACUAUGGUUGACUACUACGUGCGUACGCACACAGAUCCUAUAUCUAACCUAGCACUCUAUCGGCGUCGCCAAUUUUUACCACGAGACGCUUCCCGCUGGAUUGUUUAUCUGCACGUGCACGCUAAGUACAUGCUUAAACAUUAAUCUUUCCGAAUAUUAUUUAUCGCACAGUUGACUCGGGCGUGGUACUAUCAACCAAUUAUAACCAAGACGAUAGGAACUAUACUGUGUAGCUAAGAUUUCACGUAAAUUGGAGUCUACGUGGAAGAGUGUAAUUCAAGUGGAUUAAACUUGGGAAUCUUUGUCUGGUGUAACGUUGAAAUACAAGAAUUCGAAAGGGAUCGUAAGGCACGGAAGUUUUGGCCAUUUUUCGACUUCUCGUGAAUAACUUUGAAUCCAAGUGAGAGCGCGGAAGUGUGGAAUUGUAAAAAAAAGUGUGAACAAAUCGAAAAAAUAAAAACUUUGCCUUUAAAACUAUAGUGGACAUGAUAAAGAAUCGUAAUUACCACAGACAAUUAAUCCACGAGAUAUAAUUAAUUUGAUAAACAAUUAAUGAAGUAAUCGAGAGAUUAAGGACGUUUUUUGUUUUGAAAGUGUUUCGUACCAGACAUGGCGCCAGAUACUAGGCAAGAGAAUCAGCCGAUCCUGAGCUACGUGUCAUCCCCGACGAAAAUAAAGACAGCGAAAGCCAAGGAUGCUGCCGAGAUAAACAAGAACAACAACAACAACAAUUACGAAACAAAGACCGUAUUGAGACAAUAUUUCUCGAAUAGUAACGGAGUGUUGGCCCAG
Molecule: messenger RNA, 857 nt
Organism: Cephus cinctus (wheat stem sawfly)
Lineage: Eukaryota; Metazoa; Arthropoda; Insecta; Hymenoptera; Cephidae
Product: facilitated trehalose transporter Tret1-2 homolog
Biological process (GO): transmembrane transport
Cellular component (GO): membrane
Molecular function (GO): transmembrane transporter activity
Source: RefSeq, a predicted model, not a curated record